UCUUGUGUCUAUUCUUAUGUCAGUAUUGAAAUCAUAAUCUUUCCUUCCUGGUCGACUGAGCCGAACUUCAAGUACGAUAGUAAAUAAACAUGACAUUGGAUAUUAAUAAAAUUUAUCGUGUUUUCUUCAAUUAAAUCUAUAAUUUAUAUCAAAAUCAUAACUCAUUAUUAUAACGAAGUUUGAUCCGUCGUAAUACACUGCAAUUUUCGGCCGGUCAGCUACAAUCGUUAAAAAUAUCUAGUUAUUGUAGUGAUUUUACAGUGCAUUCAUCGCUGCUAUAAUGUUUAAGAGCACUACAAAGAAUUAUUAUGUAACAAAAAAUAUGCUUAAUACUCAAAGUUACGCUUUGUCAGUUCAAUAUCCUGAUUUUGUUAACAUAUAUUUCGUGAAUAGAGCUCUCUAAUACGAUUAUGCCUCUUUUUAAUUACACAAGAAGGAAGAAAACAAUUUAGUCUGAAAAUAAUAAACAUUUAACAUGAUGAUCGAUAUCGAAUGCUCAGAUAUAGAUGUCCCCGAAUAUAGUUACAACAAUGUGAAUUUUAAGUCGAGGUUACAGAAUAAUAUCAGUGAUUUCGGAGUUUUUUUCAAAGACUAUAUGUUAAAAAACAAUCCCUGCAUAAUACAAAAUGUAAUAUCCGACUGGGACUGUGCUAAUAAAUGGGUGAAAGGUGAUGAAAUCAAUUAUAACUAUUUGAUUGAACAGUAUGGCGACCUGGAUGCUCCGGUUGCUGACUGCAAAAAUAUUGAAUAUAACUCCCAAUGUAAAUCUAACAUGAAAGUACAUGAAUUCCUAGAAUAUUUGCAAAGUGAUACUAAUAAUAAAUUAUUGUACUUAAAAGAUUGGCAUCUGAGAAGAAGUAGGCCAGAUGAUAAGUUUUAUGAGAUUCUUCCAUAUUUUGCUAUGGAUUGGUUGAAUGAGUUUGCUGUAGAUAAUAAAGAAGAUGACUUUAUGUUUGUUUAUAUUGGCCCUCAGGGGUCUUGGACCCCCCUUCAUGAGGAUGUAUAUUGUUCCUUCAGUUGGUCUGUCAAUAUAGUAGGAAGAAAAAAAUGGAUUUUAUUUCCACCAGGAGAAGAAGACAAAUUAAAAGAUCAAUUUGGUAAUCUCCCAUUAGUAUUUGAACCAGAAAAUCAUGUUAAUGUAAAAUAUUAUGAAAUCAUACAGGAGAAAGGAGAUGCCUUAUUUGUACCAUCGGGCUGGCAUCACCAAGUUACAAAUGAGAUGAAAACUAUUUCUGUAAACCAUAACUGGAUAAACGCUUGUAAUAUAGAAUUUGUUUGGAAGGCUAUGCAAAAGUGUUUGGUGUGUGUUGAAAAACAGAUUUCAGAAUUCAAAGAUACUCCUGAAUAUCCAGCUGAGUGCCAGCUCAUUCUAAAAUCACUAUUUGGAAUGGAUUUCAAGUCUUUUGUGGUUUUCUUAUGCUACAUAGCCAAGAAAAGGAUUUCUCAGUUACAAGGACAGUCAAACACAAGUUUAAGCAAGUACUCACUGGGAAUAAAUACAAUCAAAUUUGAUUUAAGAAAUAUAUUAAAAGUUAUGAAUUCAAUACAAAUACACCCCAUAUUUCAAAAUGAAAACAUUUUAUCCUCAAUUGAAGAUGAUUUGUUACAAUUAACAAAUGCUAUUACCAAAGUAUUGUAAAUACUAUUUAAGUUAUGGUAAGCUAUAAAUUAGACUUUUUGAUAGCAGAAA
Molecule: messenger RNA, 1690 nt
Organism: Trichoplusia ni (cabbage looper)
Lineage: Eukaryota; Metazoa; Arthropoda; Insecta; Lepidoptera; Noctuidae
Gene: JMJD4
Product: jmjC domain-containing protein 4
Exons: 2
Coding region: 476-1639 (387 amino acids)
Biological process (GO): negative regulation of gene expression; protein hydroxylation; positive regulation of translational termination
Cellular component (GO): cytoplasm; nucleus
Molecular function (GO): histone H4R3 demethylase activity; sequence-specific DNA binding
Source: RefSeq, a predicted model, not a curated record